Molecule: messenger RNA, 5812 nt
Organism: Oryzias latipes (Japanese medaka)
Lineage: Eukaryota; Metazoa; Chordata; Actinopteri; Beloniformes; Adrianichthyidae
Source: RefSeq, a predicted model, not a curated record
CAAACGCAUCAAUGGAUCAAACGGACUGCAUAGUACAUGUGUUGAAAAAUGUUCCCAAUUUAUUAUACUAACUCGAUUUGGUUAAAAAAUAUGUUUAUUAUUAUUAUUUGACAAGUGUUUCCAAGAUGUUCAUGAGCUUCAAAGUAGUGGGCUCUUCCCAAUGAAAUUACCUUCCUGUAAAGACUGUUAUACUAAUACUAUUUGUCACUUUUUUAAAGAAGUAGCUAAAUAUUAUAUAGAUAUAGAGUAAUCCUGUUUGCAUUUGAUGAUGAUUCAAACCACAAAUUUUGGAAAUUGAUUUUUUUACUUCUUAAUAAACCCUCUGACCACUGCAUUUUAUUCCUGAAGUUAACCUUUGACCUCUCCUCCUCAUAUCAUAAUGGCCACUCUUUGUAGUGGGUGUAGAAUCAUAGUGACAUGUGGUCACAUUUUAGCCAAAAUCUAUUAAAAACACUUUCAAAUAAACUUUAGAAUUCUUUUGACUUUAAAAGUUAAGGUGCUUUGAUUUUCUGUCAGAAAAUGUCACGUAUAACGUGAAAUUCUGCAGAUUCAAAGGGGGGAAAAAAGUGAACUGAUUGCGUCGAAUUCCGGUAGCCUCAUUCUAUUUCGUGUCUCUCGUGUUUAACGUGUCUCCAUUUUUUUCUCUCCUUAGAAGGAAGGAUAUCGCUGCGGGGAAAAUGAUCUGACAGGAGAAAGGAGAAGCGUUCAAAGUUAGAAGUGAAAAGCAUCGUGCAGAGAGAGCGGAUUGCUCUCUUGGGAGGCGGGAGGGGAGGUAACUCAGGCAGAUGGGAUUGGGGUAGUUGUUGUCAGUCAAACAGUUGCUCACAAGCGUAGCUGUAUUGUUUACUUUGUCGGUUUUUGUAGGUGCAGCCAGACCAAAUGGAAUUACACUCACAUGAAAUGACUCAUGCAAAAUUCACUUAAAGUAAUUGAAUCCUGGCGUUUCCUCGGUUUCAGUUUCAUCAGUUCCUGAGUUCGUAUUUGUAUCUAAAAAAAGGCAGACGGGGUUUUCAGUGUAUUCCUCUCGUGUAUUCAUUUUUAAGAUUCUUUCGAGAAAUAUCUUGAUAUGAGCAGACAGAUGGCAGAAUUUAUUUAAUGUAUUUUCAAGUCCAUGAUUUGUCGUUUUAAAAAUAAUUUUCCACAUUUUUUAAGAGCUGAAAAAGCGAGGGUCCUGUCGUGUGUGCAGACAAACACAGGUGAUCUGCAGUUCAGGCAGAUGUGUUGCAGUGAAAAUGGUGGGAGAGCAGCUGGGCAGGGCAGGACUUAAUAGACCAAUGACAUCAUCCUCAGAGAGGGAGAGCAGUGAAAGGAAGCGGUCCAGCUCAGAGGAAGAGGAGAGCAGCAUGAGAGCGGGACAGAGCCGGAGCUGGAGAGGACCACAAAGCCUUAAGCUGACUUUUAGAAGGAAAUAGGACUCUGUCUGGAUUUUUUUUCGUUUUUUUUGCUUAGUUUUCUCAUCCUCUUCCAAUACUCCCCCUUCCCCUUUCCCCCCUCCUUCCCCUUUUCCCCUCCAUCCUUUAGCAGUCGUACUCCACCUUCAGCUUCUGCUUCAGGCGGCGUCUCCGGGCAUGCUCCUUAAGCCAAAGUAUGGCCGCUUUCGCAAUGAGUCUGUGACCUCCUCUGACGACCUGAUGCAAAGCUUAACCAUGAGCAGCAAAGUUGUGGCCACGCCAGUGGUCCCGUCCGCCACCCCAAGCCUUCCUCUUCCUCCUUUGCCUCCUUUGGACCCCAAUGCCCGGUCCUCCUCCUCCUCUGCUGGGGCUGCAGCUUUGGCCGACUCCCCUUGCCUCGAUGGGGAGCAAGAUGCCACUACGACGUUCUGCAUGCUCAUCCCCAGGAUGCCCCAGUGGAAGUUCUCCAACUCUCUGCUCAGCAGAAGCCCAUCUAACUCAAGUUCCAGCUCCAACUCUAGCAAGGACUCGGGCAAGGCAGCAGGAGCUCCAUCCCAGGCCUCCUCCACGUCCACACCAUCACUCAGGCCCAUUGGUUCGACUCCCGCCAGUGGACCGGUGGCCAGCCUUGCAGCUGUGCUUAACUCCUGUGACCCUGUGUGUGUCACCCCCUGUUCCCUUCAGGCCAUCCGGGGGCAGCGAGCAGUUGCAGCUGCAAAUUCUGCCGCCGGCGCGGCGGGUCAUGAAUUUGGAACCCCGGAGCUCAUGGUGAGCCCCGGUGCCGCCAGCAGCUCCAGGUCAGGAAUGAACCGCAGGACAAGAGGGGAAGGCAUGUGGCUUGGGGGAGAGGACUUCAGCCACAAAGGCAACUUCAUCAACAAACCCUCUCAGGGCUGGCUGCACCCCGACAAGAAGAUUGCAGGACAGGGGGCCUCGUACAUAGUGAGGUACAUGGGCUGCAUUGAGGUGCUGAAGUCGAUGCGCUCGCUGGAUUUCAACACAAGGACUCAAGUGACGAGAGAAGCCAUCAACAGGCUGUGUGAAGCUGUGCCGGGGGGCCGGGGGGUCUGGAGGAAGAAGGCUUUUAACAAAGCUCUGCAGACAGUCAUGGGGAAGAGUAACCUGCGAUUCGCAGGCAUGAGCAUCGCAGUCAACAUCUCUGUGGACGGGCUUGGCCUGCUCAUCCCGACCACUCGACAGGUGAUUGCACACCACCCCAUGCAGUCAAUUUCCUUUGCCUCUGGGGGAGACUCGUUUGAUGUCCUGAUCCAGGAAUGGCUUAUUUUAAGACGUGGAAUAUUUGACUCUUUGUUGCAGGACACACCUGAUUAUGUUGCAUAUGUGGCCAAAGAUCCAGUUAACAAAAGAGCUUGCCACAUCCUGGAGUGCUCGGACGGCUUGGCCCCAAGCGUCAUCAGCACCAUCGGCCAGGCCUUCGAGCUGCAGUUCAAGCAGUAUCUGCACAGCCCCCCUAAAAGCAUGGGCUCUUUGGAGAGGUCCGUCAGGCCAGAGGAGCCGGUGUGGGGGGACGAUGAGGACCCCUCAGAGCACGACUACUACAACAGCAUCCCAGGGAAGGAGCCUCCGAUUGGGGGAGUCGUGGACUCCAGACUACGACCUGCUGGAGCUCUUCUGGGUCACGUCCACACCCAACCGCCCAGCAAACAAGCCCCCCAGGCAGGCUCAACAGUUAAAAGGGAGCAAGCGUCUUAUGCGGCUUCUCAGCUGUGUUAUGAGCUUCACUGGGACACUGACAUGACCUGCAGCUCAGACGGGUACCUGUGUGCUGACGGUCAACCAACAGGCAUCAAGGACUACGAGGAGCAUCAGUAUGUCAACACCCAAAGUCUGGAACAUCUGGAUGCUCAGGGUGCAGAUGGCCAAAGGGGGCCAAACGACAGUCCUAAGAAGGACCUCUUUGACAUGAGGCCCUUUGAGGAUGCCUUGAAACUUCACAAGGCUUGUGGUGGAGCUGGUUCACAAGCUGGAGGGGGGGUUGUUCCCAUUCUGGAGGACCAGUGGCCCAGCCCUCCUCGACGCAGAGCCCCCGUAGCCCCCAAUGAGGAGCAGCUCCGCAGGGAGCCCUGGUACCACAGCCGCAUGAGCCGGCGGGAUGCUGAGAAACUGCUGGUGCGAGACGGAGACUUCCUGGUUCGCGAGAGCACCACCAACCCGGGGCAGUACGUCCUAACGGGGAUGCACUGCGGCCUGCCCAAACAUCUGCUGCUGGUGGACCCCGAGGGAGUGGUUCGGACCAAAGACAUGCUGUUUGAGAGCAUAAGUCAUCUUAUAUCAUACCACCUGAAGAACGGGCUGCCGAUCGUGGCGGCAGAGAGUGAGCUUCAUCUGAAACAAGUGGUCAGGAGGAAGCAGUGAGUCUCUCGUAUAUUUCAGCAAACUCUAAAAUCUGAAUAUGGAAAUCCUUUCUUCAGGUUUUCGGAAGCUCUUCUUCUGCUUUUCCCCAUCGAUCCAAACUCCCCACAAGAGACAGGCGUCCGAAAUCAUCUGGAGCUUCUGUUGCGUCCUGGUUGCCAUGCCAACUCAAAUGUUUGACAUCAGUUCCAUAGCAGCCAGAGUUAGGAGUGUGUCCUGGCAGAGCAGCAAACUCAUCGAGGUGAACUGACGAGGAGGAAUUGAAUUCAGCAGUAGAAUAAAGUGUUCGCAUUGGAAGGAGUUUUGUCCCGCGGAGAUGUUUGCCAUGCAAUGCUAAGAAGGGAACCAACUCCCCUGUGUCCAAGGAUCAUCCUUUUACCUGAGACGGACAACAACAGAACUGAAAGUGGUUUUCUGAUUUGGACGUUAAGACUGCAUGAAGCAUCUCAGAAGAAGAAGACUGGCUCUUUGGACUGACGUCUUCAUCGAUCCGCAGCGUCUUUUUUUGGUCCAAAGGAAACACAUCUCAGCGCUGCAUUGGGGAAACAGCGGCAAAUUUGCCCUUUUUCAAAGCAUUAGUUAAAUAGGAGAAUAAGACGCAGCAACGCAGCGAUGAAAAGGCUCCAGCUGAUCUCCCCUCCACACACGUUCCUCGCAUUUUUCUGCUCCAACACCCCUGACUGAUGGUACUGCAGGUGAAGAUGAGCUAAAUCAGGACGAGAACAGAACGGGAUCGUGGGAAGCUGACUCAGCCAUUUCAUUUGUGACUCGUUUAUGUUUCUGAUUGUAAGAAAUCGGUCACAAUCUGAAAAAGUGUAACUGGGAAGGGUGCAUUGUGUUUCAAACUGAACCUCUGCAUUCAAACUGUCUGUAUUCAUGCGUUCUCAGACUCCUACUUUAGUGCCUUAAUAACUGUGCUGACAGGCUUGUGUGUCAGUGUGUAUAUAAUGUGCAUUUAUGCUCCUAAUGGAAAACAAAAAUGGGUCUUGCUUUGCCAAUGAAUGCAAAAUACUUCAGGAUUCUUUAGUUCUGCGUCACGCUAGAACUAACCAUCGACUGUACGUGAGAACUGGACAGAGCGAGUGUGAUGUCAUCCAUAGAAAAUUGUUUCCAACCAAAUGAAGUCAACUCAGUUGCCAUUUUUUCACGAUAUUGAUGCCGCCAUAUUGGAGCCAGACUUCCUUGUCAUGGGGGAUUGGUCAGAGUCGGUAUGAGCCAAUGUUUCUUUGGCAACCACUCUCACCAAUCAGGAGUGAACUUGUUGGAAGGCCACACCCCUACCACUAAAAAGCAGGCUACAUGAAAUCUGUUAAACGUUUUGAAGUGGUGGCCAGCAAUGUUAAUAACCUGAAUUAUAGAAAAAACAAUGAAAAGAUGAACAAGAACCAAUAGAAUGACUGAGUAACAGCUGUUUAUUUCUCCAUAGAGGUCAAUGGGAUUCUGGCUUCUUGGAGCCAGAAGGUACUUCCUCUUUGGAAAUCCCAGGGGGGAGGGGCCAAUCAGUCCAGUUCUCUUAUGCAGUCAAUCGUACUGACAGACGUUUGGAGCUGUCUUGAUGGUUCUUGUCAUACAUCAGAGGUUUCUUUUCAUAAAAGUCAUCCUUUCUUUUCUGAUCCCACAGAAGAAACUUGAUUUGAGAUCUUCUGAUUGGCCCGUCUCAGGGAAUAUCAAAUCAUAAAGAUUGUCCUUUGUCUGUAGAUAAUGUUCAUGUCAGCAGUUUCAACAAUUGAUAAACCCGGUUAUUUCAGAGGAUCUACAGUGGAACCAUCUCGUCAUUCCAAAUAUGAGGAACUUUGAAAGCUCAGCCAUCUGGUGGUCAGGAAAAUGCUGAAAACUGUAGAAUAACAAGUGAAAAUGGUUGAGGAGCCAACUACUCAACUAUGUUUAAAGUAAAAAAACGAGUUUUAAGACCUACAGGCAUAAAUGAACAAGUGUUGCACUGAUCAGCACUGCUAAGUGUGUAUUUAUUUGUUACGUUUUUAUUAGAGGCAAAUCAGUCAAACAUGCUGGACAAACACAAUAAAGGAUUGUUUUAAAUUGCAAAAAUA